AUGAACCUGUGUCCUCUUCAUACUGCGACACAGACUGCUCAGCAUGCUCCCAGAGAAGGCUAUCUCGUCAAUGAUGGACUUCUUGAGCCUGGCAUGGUUGGGAAGCUCAAACAGUCCUACCCAUCUGAGCCGAUCGCAGACCUGAGAGCCCGCUAUGAAGAGGAUGGCUAUCUGUUCAUGAAAGGUCUCCUCCCCCGCUCUGACGUUCUUGAUUGUCGGGAAGCGUACUUCCAUUUCCUCAGUCCGAGUGGUGUUCUGCAACCCAAUUCGGCUCCCGUUGAUGGUAUAUUCGAUCCUGAUAACGAGGGCGUCAACUAUCCCAGUAUUGGCGCUGGCCCUUUCGGUAAAGAGCAGAUCAACCCAGGUUCAUUCGCGAGCCUUGCGGAGAAAGCUCAUACAGAGGGCUUUUACCUUGAGUUUUCGAGACACCCAGCCCUCAGAGAUUUCAUUUCCAGGCUGAAAGGCUGGGGCGAUGAUACAAAGUUACUCCCAAGGUCUUUGUUGAGAAAUAAUACGCCGCAUAACAAUGCAAUUGGAGUGCAUUAUGAUCAAUCAUUUCUGAGAUAUGGAGAGCCUACUUCAGUGACAGCUUGGGUACCAAUCGGUGAUAUCAGCCUUCAAGGCGGUGGGCUGAUAUACCUCGAAGGUAGUAAGUGUUCCUCCAAGGCUUUGAAUAUCCCCAAGCUGACCGUCAAAGGCGACACUCUGGGUCGAACAUUGGAAGAUGCCUUCAACAAAAAGGCGAGGGAGGGCGGUAUGACUGAAGAGGAACGCAUUAACGCAUUCAACAAAAACAUGAUGUCCAGCGGUUUCUUAGAACUGGGUCCCAUCAAAUUUCUACAAGACAACGGAGGCGGAAGAUGGCUUUUGACAGAGUAUCAAGCUGGCGAUGUUGUUUUUCACAAACCACAUAUGAUUCACGCUUCAACUAUUAAUGAGGAUCCUGAGAACCGAAUUCGACUCGGAACGGAUUUGAGGUUUGUCGAUUCUUCGAGACCUCACGACACGAGAUGGUCUGUUCCUUUUCGACUUGAUGAUGGGCUGUGA
Fusarium tjaetaba is the source of this 1047-nucleotide messenger RNA. RefSeq names its product phytanoyl hydroxylase. Bases 1 to 1047 code for a protein of 348 amino acids. The transcript has 4 exons. The record is from RefSeq and is a predicted model, not a curated record. NCBI's taxonomy places the organism in Eukaryota, Fungi, Ascomycota, Sordariomycetes, Hypocreales, Nectriaceae.